CGCGUUUAAUGUGGGGAUAAUGACAUACCACACCCUCUGCGUCACCAAUGAGUUCCAUCUCGAGCGUUAAUAACUAGCAGAGCAAGUUGUUAUUAGUGCGGUACAACGGAAACAAUGCCCAUGACCCACCCACAUUCAGCUUGUUCCCUGUCCCUGGCUCUUCCUGGAUCUGACGAUCGCAGCUGCUAAGUUCUGACGAUGAGCUACCCAGGAUACCCUCCUCAGUCUGGAGGCUACCCACCACAGGCGGGUGGCUACCCACCACAGGCAGGUGGCUAUCCACCCCAAGCGGGUGGCUAUCCACCCCAAGCGGGUGGCUACCCACCCCAAGCAGGUGGCUACCCACCCGCAGCAGGUGGCUACCCUCCAGCGGGAGGAGGCUACCCUCCACAGGCAGGUGGAUAUCCACCACAGGCUGGCGGUUACCCACCGGCAGCAGGGGGCUACCCAGGCCAGGGGGGUGGUUACCCUGCUCCAGCUGGAGGCUUCCCUCCCCAGGCUGGUGGAUACCCAGCACAGCCUGGAGCAGGGGGCUAUCCUUCCAUGCCUCCAGCAGGUGGAGGCUGGGGUGCAGCACCAGGUGGCUAUGGAGCGCCAGGAGGACCUCAGCAGGGAUACCCAGGUGCCCCUUCCCCAGGCCAACCCAUGCCAAGUUACCCAGGAGCACCUGCCACUAACCCCUCAAUGCCUGGAUAUGGGGGUGGGGGUCCCUCCCACCCUCAGGGCCCUGCCGGUUUUAGAGGAUACAGGGGUUCUAUUAAAGACUUUCCAGGGGCUGAUCCACUGAGGGAUGUUGAAGUUCUUCGAAAAGCUAUGAAGGGUUUUGGCACUGAUGAAAAGGCCAUUAUUGAACUUUUGGGAAAUCGUUCAAACAAGCAGAGAUUCCCACUGGUUGCAGCUUAUAAGACUACUUAUGGGAAGGAUUUAAUCAAGGACCUGAAGUCUGAGCUAACUGGAAACUUUGAAGAUCUGGUUGUUUGCAUGUUGAAGACCCCCGCGCAGUUAGAUGCAUUUGAGCUCAGAGAAGCUAUUAAGGGUGCGGGAACUGAUGAAGCUUGUCUCAUUGAGAUUUUGUCAUCACGCUCCAAUCAAGAAAUUCAGGAGAUCUCCAGAAUCUACAAAGCUGAGUAUGGGAAGAGCCUGGAGGAUUCCAUCAGCAACGACACCUCUGGCCACUUUCGCAGACUUCUGGUGUCUCUCGCUCAGGGAAAUCGCGAUGAACGGGAGAAUGUUGACAUCGCUUUGGCCAAGCAGGAUGCUCAGAAACUCUAUGCUGCUGGAGAAAAUAAAGUGGGAACUGAUGAGUCUCAGUUUAAUGCCAUCCUGUGUGCUCGCAGCAAGCCUCACCUCAGAGCAGUCUUUCAGGAGUACCAGCACAUGUGUGGGAGAGACAUUGAGAAAAGCAUCUGCAGGGAAAUGUCUGGCAAUCUUGAGUCUGGCAUGGUGGCUGUGGUGAAAUGCAUCAAGAACACCCCUGCCUACUUUGCCGAAAGGCUCCACAAGGCCAUGCAGGGAUUAGGGACCAAGGACAGAACCCUCAUCCGUAUCAUGGUGUCCCGCUCCGAGGUAGAUAUGUUGGAUAUCAGACAGGAGUAUUUGAAGGCCUACGGAAAAUCACUGUACACUCACAUCUCAGGUGAUACCUCUGGGGAUUACCAGAAGCUGCUGUUGAAGCUGUGUGGCGGUAGCGACUGAAAAGGAAGGAAGAAAACCUCUCGACAGGACAUCAUAUAUGUGCACGUUGAAACAAUGUUAUACGACCUUAUGUCACUUGUGAUGCAUGCAGUUAGUGCCAUUUUUCUUAUUUUAAACCAAUAUUAAUUUUAUAUUCUCUUAGUUGACAUAAUUUUUGCUACUGUAUUACAUUUAAUCAGAUUUUAACAGAAACCUUUAUUCUUAUUAUAUAAAAGGUGGAGUCAUAGCCAACAAAAAGUAUGUGUGCCUGAAAAUGUCCUAUUAAAAUAUAAUAUACUGCAGUGACUAUAUAGUAUAUAAUAUUUAGAAUGUGCUACACCCCCAACACCACCACCAAAAAAAAAAGGAUUGUAGGAAAGCUAAUUUUGGGUAACCAUAAGUAAAAAGAAAUUAAGAUACAUUUAAUUAACUUAUAAAGCCCAUAUAUGAAAAAAUAUUUAGUACAGUGCUUUAUAAAUACAUUGCCAACUGUGUGCACCUAUUUACAAAGCUAUAGGAAAUUCGCUCACAAAAUACAUAUAAUCAUUUCCAGCUCCAGUUAAAAAAAAAAAAAAAAAAGCAUCUCUUCUCUAAUUUUUUUAACUACAAUUUAACUAUUGCUUGCAAGUCUAUGCAAAUGAGCUUAUCAUCAAUCAAUAUUUACAUUACCUUUCACUCAGUGCUGAAUGCCAAAUUCUAUAGACAGAUCAUAUUGUGCCUUUUGUGUUAGCUGCUGUGUAAGCUGGUGGAGAUACAUGAUUAUUUACUUUUAUCUUACAAUCUUAUUUUUAUGGCUACAAGAAUGUAAGUUAUACAUUUUCUGUUUCCCAAUAUUUUACUGGUUUGUAUGUUUUACUGCCAGUAGAGGGCUCUUGAGUCACAUGGGGUUUCUUACCUUUUUUAUAGAAUUGUUUUGCCUGCACAUUUAGAGUUUUGCUUUGAAUUGGGUAUUUCCUGCACUAACUAUUUGCCAUGUAACAGAAUUGUCAUCAAAAUUCAGUGGAUGCCUUUAAAAAAAGAAAAGAAAAAAGAACCAAUUCUCAUUCAAUAAAAACCAUUUGGCAUA
Archocentrus centrarchus (flier cichlid) is the source of this 2740-nucleotide messenger RNA. RefSeq names its product annexin A4-like. Gene Ontology annotation, molecular function: calcium-dependent phospholipid binding; calcium ion binding; phosphatidylserine binding. The record is from RefSeq and is a predicted model, not a curated record. Bases 199 to 1695 code for a protein of 498 amino acids. NCBI's taxonomy places the organism in Eukaryota, Metazoa, Chordata, Actinopteri, Cichliformes, Cichlidae. Gene Ontology annotation, cellular component: vesicle membrane; plasma membrane; nucleus. The transcript has 15 exons. Gene Ontology annotation, biological process: phagocytosis; cytokinetic process.